AUGGACAAGCUACCGGUAGAGCUUAUUACGAAAAUCAUCCAUUAUCUGGGCCCUGAAGACCUAGCACAUUUGCAGCUGGUAUCAAGGAGCCUAUGUGCUAUUGCGCGUGACAACAAUAUAUGGCGAGAACAGUGCUAUCUAGUGCAACGAGACAAAUAUGACUACCGGCUGAAUCUACGUGGGCUGUUUGGCCUGCCAAACCUACAAGACCGCUUUCGCUGGGCGAACUCGAGCGGUGCGAACGGAUCAAGUCCGCCCACUUCCUCGAACCACGCUGAGAGUCAUUCCAUGGAGUCUGCUAUUCUCUGGGACCCAUCGGAACAAGGAGAAGGCAUAGAUUGGUAUACCGAAUACAUUGCUCGCCAUGGCCCUACGUCCAUCACUUGGUUGCGGAACCCGGGCGUUGAAGCAGCUAAUCGUGAUUUGGCGCUUGACGUGAAAGGGAUGGGCAUCCUGGAAGAUAGAAGCUACGGGGCAGAAGACCAAAUCAUUGCUCCUCUCGAGGACGGUUCUGUAGCCGUUUGGGAUUUUAACCACGCUGAUGAUGCUAAUGGGAAAGAGCGGAGGGGGAAAGCUAUCAGAUCAAGUCGUCCUACACUCUUGCUUACCGAUCGCUCCAGGCCGAUUGACACCCUUAUGCAGUUUGGGGGUGCAGUUGAAUGUGUCAGCAUUGAUUCUAUUUCAAAAAGAGCAUAUAUUGCCGUUGAAAACGUGCUGAAUGAAGUUGAUUUACACACCCUCCAGCUGAUAUCACAGAAGCGACAUCCUCAGUGUGUAUUUGCACUAUCACAAGAAACGUCAGAAUAUCGUGCGCCUCUCACCGUUGCUACUAGGGAUAGCCUGCAUCUACAUGAUCCGAGAUCCUCACCGGCUUAUCAUCAGCCGGACAAGUCUUUAUCCCUGGAUUCUAAAUCCUCAUUCGCACUGGCUACCAAGUCCCUCCCUUUCAGCCCCAUGCCAGCUGGAACCGUCGACUACGCUGAUUUAUUCGGCACCGGCCCUAAUUUCGUGCUUCACCCUCCGCUUCCGAGCAUAAACUCGAUAGUUGUAGCUGGGCGGUUUUCGAGUGUCCUCCUUUACGACCGCCGGAAUAUAGGACGUCUACAAGCCAGUGCACACUCUGGGGCACGUUUGUGUGGUUUAGCGGCCUUGCCAUCCAUUCCCAAACGAUAUAGGACGCCCGAUGAUCUCAGUGGUCCCAAUCAGUCUAUUAUUGCAUGUGGCGAGCAUAAGGGCUUUGGUUCCUUGGAGCUAUAUGCUCUUUCUGCUCGAGAUGCAGCUGGAGACUGGGGCGGUGCGCCUUCUCCCAUGCUUGAAAACAGGGCCCUUUAUCGAAACCGGCAUAUUUCAGUGCGUUCAAAGAUUCUCUCCGUUGCUACUCACGGUGCCCGGAUAGUCUGUUCCGAUUCAAGUGGCAAUAUCAAAUGGACGGAACGAGACGGGAAGACGAUCAUACGAGAGUUCGAUAUAAACGCCAGCUCGCCGACCGGUCCACGAUAUAAUAUGCACGAAACCAUGGGCGGCCAGGUUCAACAUAUGGCUCGCAAGAUCGUACCGACCAGGAGGAAUCUUGACCACGACGAACUGCUAAUCUGGACUGGAGCUCGCCUCGGACGAGUCCGCUUUUCCCGCCAUGUCGAAGAAGAUCCAGCGAUCCCUGAUGAGGCGUCGACUCGCGACGAAGAGUAUAGGGCGGCCCUGGGACUGAGCCUGAGGGAGAGCAUGCAUAUGAGCUGGCCCUGGGCAUCGGACCUUACGUGA
This is a messenger RNA of Arthroderma uncinatum, 1761 nucleotides long. RefSeq names its product F-box domain-containing protein. Bases 1 to 1761 code for a protein of 586 amino acids. The transcript has 2 exons. Gene Ontology annotation, molecular function: protein binding. Gene Ontology annotation, biological process: protein polyubiquitination. Lineage: Eukaryota; Fungi; Ascomycota; Eurotiomycetes; Onygenales; Arthrodermataceae. The record is from RefSeq and is a predicted model, not a curated record.